AUGCUAGAGCCAAUAAUUUCCUACUGGGGCUAUCCAGAUGAAGUAUAUAAUGUUGUAACUGAAGAUGGUUAUAUCCUUGGCCUUUACAGAAUUCCUCACGGGAAGACAAACAACAAUUCAGCUCAGAGGCUUGUUGUAUACUUGCAACAUGGUUUGCUUACAUCUGCCAGCAAUUGGAUUUCCAAUCUUCCCAACAAUAGCCUGGGCUUCAUUCUGGCAGAUGCUGGCUAUGAUGUAUGGAUGGGAAAUAGCAGAGGAAAUACCUGGUCCAGGAAACAUACUUAUCUAAAAACAAGUUCCGAAGAGUUUUGGACUUUCAGUUUUGAUGAGAUGGCUAAAUAUGACAUUCCAGCUUCCAUUAAUUUCAUUGUUAAUCAAACCAGACAAGAAGAAAUAUUUUAUGUAGGACAUUCACAGGGCACUACUAUUGCUUUCAUAACAUUUUCCACAAUACCAAAGAUAGCUGAAAAAAUCAAAAUAUUUUUUGCCUUAGCACCAGUUUUUUCUGUCAAACACACAAAAGGCUCUUUAAUUAAAGCGACAUACAAGUUGAAGACAAUAAUCAAGGCUUCUUCUAGAAACACAGACUUUUUACCUAAAACCUCACUUAACAAGUUUCUUGGUUGAAAGCUAUGCCCAGUACUUAUUUUUAAGAAGAUUUGCCUCCAUACCUUGUUUACACUGUUUGGAUAUGACCGGAAGAACUUAAAUAUGAGUCGUUUGGAUGUGUAUUUUUCACACAACCCAGCAGGAACGUCUGUUCAAAAUAUGCUCCACUGGAGUCAGGUAUAACUGCUACAGUGUGUUUCAGUAUAAUUUAAUUUAUACUACUCAUGCUUUGCCAGUGCCAUAGACUGACACAUUUAGAAUGAUAAAACUAAAUUAUAUCUUUUUAUAAUUCUUUGUAGUUUAUAAAUAUGUUAAUAAAUAAAAAUUGGACCUUGGAGUGGUAGCAGUAAUGAAAAGGCCCUGAUAUCAGGGUGAAAUAGUUCAUGCAGGGCAAAGGGCAAGAUCCUUAAAGAGAUCAAGGAACCCAGAGAUAGGUGAUGUUGUCAGAAGGAUUAGAUCACUAAAUAUCAAGGCAGGAAUACUUUUAAAGAGAAUAUCACUAGGUAAGAACAAAACAGGUAGAAUAACUAGAAAAACCUGGAGUUUAAAAGGUGCUAGGAGCAGCAAAAGAUAGGGAGUGAUGUAAUUGAAUGACAUGAGAUUCAAAGUUUGGAAGUAAUUUCUUAUGGAGGAAGAAGUAAGAAUUGUCUGGAAGAAGGAAUAAUGGGCAAAGAGGACUGGCUUAACUCACAAGUCCAGUACUGCCAGGUAUAUGAGAGGAAAAAAGUAGCAUCCCAUGGGGAGGUUCUAUUUUGGUCUAAUCUGUUUGGUGUCCUUGAGGCUUCCUGUACCUG
Messenger RNA from Castor canadensis (American beaver), 1403 nucleotides. The record is from RefSeq and is a predicted model, not a curated record. Lineage: Eukaryota; Metazoa; Chordata; Mammalia; Rodentia; Castoridae.